This is a messenger RNA of Contarinia nasturtii (swede midge), 7403 nucleotides long. Its product is annotated as probable chitinase 10. Bases 338 to 7231 code for a protein of 2297 amino acids. The record is from RefSeq and is a predicted model, not a curated record. Gene Ontology annotation, cellular component: extracellular region. Gene Ontology annotation, biological process: carbohydrate metabolic process; chitin catabolic process. The transcript has 25 exons. Gene Ontology annotation, molecular function: chitin binding; chitinase activity. Lineage: Eukaryota; Metazoa; Arthropoda; Insecta; Diptera; Cecidomyiidae.
ACGCAUAUAUAAAAGAAGACGACCGGAGUUUAUCGGAAAUAGUUCUACACGACGACUCCAAUCGGUCAAGUCACAACAACGGUGUGUCCGGAAAGCGUACACACUCUCUUAGAAUUUCUCGUUGAAAUCAUUUCGGCUUAAGUUUGAAAUUGAAAAAAAAAAAAAAAAAUCGUACUCAGAACGCGAGUGUAUCUUUUUUUUUGUAUAAAAUUACAUUUGUACGGCUAGAAAACUGUGUGAAAUUUUUGGGACUUUAUUAUUUAAAUAGAUGGAAUAAUUUCGUAAUUGGAUAAGUGAACUGAUCAGUGAAUCGUAUUUUCCUGUAUAAUACAGAAGCAUGACGCGAAAUCGGGCAGCAUUUAGUCUGCUCCUAGUCUGCCUUCUAAAUGUGAUAAAUGCUCAACAUCAGCCGUCACAAGGUGUGCCGACAUUUUUGCGAUCAUCGGUUGAGAGUAUUCCACUUGGUUCUGAUCAGAAAAAUGAAGCUCUAACAUCGGUUGUGUACGGUGAAACGAAUUUACCGCUACGAAUUGCUGUCGAAAGUAUACCAUCCGUUCGGGAGUCACCUGGAAAAUCGUUUGAUCGUGAAUCCGUGGAGUUUCGUCCACAAAUCGAAACACUUCGAUAUGAAGAAGAACUGAAAGUUGAAGCAAGUAACGUAAACCCAACGUAUCAACAAACUUUGAUGAAUGCGUAUGAGGCAUAUUUCAUACCGAAAACAUACGAUCCAUUAAAUCCGCAGCCCUUUCGUGCCGAGUCACCCUAUCAACAGCUCAUAGACACGCGAACGGUUCAAGAAAAUAUAUUGACACGAUAUCGUCGACCGGGACCAGUUAAACAAAUUGAUGCAAAUGAUAAAAAGGUUCUCUGCUACAUCACUAAUUGGUCAUUUUAUCGCGUUAAAGAUGGAAAAUUCAUACCGGAAAUGCUUGAUUCCAAACUGUGCUCACACAUUAUUUACUCUUUCGGUUCGCUUGAUCCGUCUACAUUGACUGUGAAAGAAUUUGAUAAAUGGGCUGACAUCGAUAAUGAUUUAUACCGACGAACCGUAUCACUUUCAAAAGAUACACCUGUUCUAUUGGCGAUCGGUGGUUGGGCAGAUAGCAGCGGUGAUAAAUAUUCGCGAAUGAUUAGUGAAAGUUCGGCUCGACGAAAUUUCAUUCGAAAAUUGGUACCAUAUUUACAACAAUACGGUUUCCAAGGUAUUCAUUUCGAUUGGAAUUAUCCAAGGUGCUGGCAAAGUGAUUGUCGCAAGGGGCCGGAUGGUGACCGACCGAACUUCACAAAAUUAAUCAAAGAAAUUUCGGCCGAAUUUAAAAAGCAUGAAUUAAUUUUGGGCGUUGGCAUUUCUGGAUACAAAGAAAUUAUCUUUAAAGCAUACGAAAUCGAUGAUUUAUCAAAUGCUGCUGAUUUCUUAACCGUCAUGACAUACGACUAUCACGGAGCAUGGGAAAAGAAAACUGGUCAUGUAAGCCCAUUGUAUGGCAAACCCGAGGACAAAUAUCCCCAAUACAAUACAGAUUACACAAUACAAUUGUUGAUUCGUGAAGGUGCCGACCCACGUAAAAUCAUAGUUGGUGUUCCAUUCUAUGGACAAUCUUUUACACUUACCGAAAAAUCAUCCCGUUUGAUUGGUGAAGGAAUUGCAGCGCGUGGUCCUGGAAAAUCGGGCGAAUUCACAAGACAGCCAGGAAUGCUGGCCUACUAUGAAAUUUGCGAUCGCAUCAAGAAUCGAGCAUGGCGUAAAGGAAGAGAUUCAUCGCAAAAAUCUGGACCAUUUGCAAUGCUUGACGAUCAAUGGGUUGGAUUUGAAGACGUAAAUUCCGUGGCCAACAAAGCACAAUAUGUUUUGGAUUCAGGUUUGGGCGGUAUUGCGGCAUGGACGGUCGAUUUGGAUGAUUUUUCAAAUCGGUGCUGCUUGGAAGCAUUCCCAUUGUUGAGUUCAAUCAAUCGCAUUUUCAGUCGGCUCAAGACUCCAAAACCAACGAAUGGAAAUUGUCAAAGACCAGCAGAACCAGUUACACCACCGGCUCCAGUAACAACAACGGUCGGUCCGGACGGUAUCCCUGGUCCAGCCUAUAUUGAACACACAACAUGGCCAAAUGGCGGUUGGAAUCCGAGUUCGACAACAUCAAAACCACCAUCAGAAUUCACAUGGUGGCCAACACAAUCAACGACAACUGCAUCGUAUACCACGACAGUGCGUACUACAAAAAGAACAACAACAACAACAACAACAACCGAAGCAACAACUGUCGAACCUGAAGAAGAGUAUAUACCUGUUCCCGUAAAUACAAUGCCUAUAUCGGGUGGUGCUUGCCCAGUUGAUGGAGAAUAUAAGCGUCAUCCACAUCUUUGUUCUAAAUACUUCCAAUGUGUGUACGGUGAAUAUAUUGAAUACAGUUGCGCUGGAGGUUUGCAAUGGCAUGAAAAAGGUCACCGUUGCGAUUGGCCGUCAUCGGCUAAAUGCCAAGAAAUUCCACAAUCUGAUGAAAUUAUAACGAAAAAACCAAUCGUUUCAACGACCACCGAACACAUGGAUGAUGAGUAUACAACACGAAGAACCACUCGAAAACCCAUCACAAUCACCAGAAGAACGACUAAAAAAGAGAUCACAACACUCAAACCUACAACACCCAAACCAUAUACCAAACCGUCUUCAUCAUCAGAUCCAUGCGAAAACGGUGCAUAUAAAGAAAAUGUCGACGACUGCGAAAGCUAUUUCAUUUGUGUGAAUCAAAAGUGGAUUCGACAAGAUUGUGGCUAUGGAUUCCAAUUCGAUCAAACGUCAUUGCAGUGUGACUACGCGUCGAAAGUACGGUGCAUACCGGCGAGUCGGUACUUAAAAUUUGUUGGAAAAUUAACAAAAGUACAAGUGGACGAUCCAUGCGAAGGUGCCGAUUAUGUACCAUAUCCAGGUAAUUGUCAAGACUAUUUAUUGUGUUUGCAUGGAACAAUGCAAGCGGGCAGCUGUGCAAGCGGUUUACACUGGAAUGCACAACAGAACAUUUGUGAUUGGCCGGAAAAUGCGAAUUGCGACGAGGAAACCGGAAAUAGACCAGUUUUAACGGAAACAGGAGAAAAUGAAGUUGGCGGUUACAUUCCAAUUUCAACAACAUCAGCACCAACAACAACAAAGAAACCAAAACCAAGCGUACCACGGCCACCGAUCAAAGAGUUUUCGGGUGAUUUUAAAUUGGUCUGCUACUUCACAAAUUGGGCAUGGUAUCGAAAGGGAAUUGCAAAAUACACACCCGACGACAUUGAUUCACGACUUUGUACACACAUUGUUUACGGUUUUGCUGUUUUGGAUUAUUCAGAACUUACGAUUAAAACCCAUGACUCGUGGGCUGAUAUUGAUAAUAAAUUUUACGAAAGAGUUGCCGAAUAUAAAAAUAAAGGCGUCAAAGUUACAGUAGCCAUUGGAGGUUGGAAUGAUAGCGCCGGAGAUAAAUAUUCACGUUUGGUUCGUAAUGCAGCAGCACGUGCUCGAUUCAUUAAGCAUGUGAUUGAAUUUAUCGAAAAGAAUAAUUUCGAUGGUUUAGAUUUGGAUUGGGAGUAUCCAGUAUGUUGGCAAACUGAGUGUAACAAAGGUCAUGCCGAUGAGAAGCAAUACUUCGCUCAAUUUGUACGUGAAUUGUCUGAAGCGUUCAAGCCAAAAGGUUUGCUCCUCUCAUCAGCCGUAUCGCCAAGUAAAACCGUCAUCGAUGCCGGGUACAACGUACCAAAAUUGGCGAAAUACUUCGAUUGGAUUGCUGUUAUGACCUACGACUUCCACGGUCAAUGGGACAAAAAGACUGGACACGUAGCUCCAUUAUACCAUCAUCCAGAGGAUGAAGUUGAUUUCUUCAAUUCGAAUUAUUCGAUUAACUAUUGGAUUCAAAAGGGAGCACCGCCAAAGAAGCUUGUGAUGGGUGUACCACUGUAUGGUCAAUCAUUUACACUGUCUGAUCCAAAGAAUAACGGUUUGAAUGCGAGAGCACCUGGACCAGGACAAGCGGGCGAAUACACACGAGCAGCCGGAUUUCUUGCUUAUUAUGAAAUUUGUGAUCGUAUCAAUAACAAAGGAUGGACAGUUGUUCAAGAUCGAAAACAUCGCAUUGGACCAUACGCUUACAAAGGAAACCAAUGGGUUUCAUUCGAUGACAAAGCGAUGAUUCGCCGUAAAGCUAAAUUUAUGCGACGACUUGGCCUAGGUGGUGGAAUGAUUUGGGCACUCGACUUAGACGAUUUCAAGGAUCAUUGUGGUGAAGGUGUACAUCCCCUCCUUACAGAAUUGCAAUCAGUUUUGGCAGAACCAUCAAGUCAAACCGAUGAACGUCCAGAUACAGCUGUGAUUGAACCAACAACGGAAGGCCCGAAACCAGAUACCGAAGCCGAAAUUAUCGAAGAAAAUCCAAACGAAGGUUCGGAUAUUGAAAUGAUAAGCGGCGAACUAAAUAUCCCAUCAUCACAAGAUUCUGAUUUCAAAGUCGUUUGCUACUUCACAAAUUGGGCAUGGUAUCGUCAAGGCGGUGGAAAAUAUCUACCAGAAGAUAUUGAUGCAAAAUUGUGCACACAUAUCGUAUAUGGUUUUGCUGUACUCGAUCGUGAUUCAUUAACAAUCAAGCCACACGAUACAUGGGCCGAUUUCGAUAAUCACUUCUACGAACGAGUCGUUGCGUAUAAAAAGAAAGGUGUUAAAGUUACAGUGGCUAUUGGAGGUUGGAAUGACAGUGCUGGUGAUAAAUAUUCACGUUUGGUUCGUGAUGCAGCAGCACGUGCUCGAUUCAUUAAGCGUGUGGUUGAAUUUAUUGAAAAGCACAAUUUCGAUGGAUUGGAUCUGGAUUGGGAGUACCCAGUCUGUUGGCAAGUCGAGUGUAACAAAGGUCAUGCCGAUGAAAAGCAAUACUUUGCUCAAUUUGUACGUGAAUUGUCAGAAGCAUUCAAACCAAGAGGCUUGCUCCUCUCAUCGGCCGUAUCGCCAAGUAAAACCGUCAUCGAUGCUGGCUACGAAGUACCAACAUUAUCGCAGUAUUUCGAUUGGAUUGCUGUUAUGGCUUACGAUUAUCAUGGUCAAUGGGAUAAAAUAACUGGUCAUGUCGCACCAAUGUAUUCCCAUCCAUUGGAUGUCACACCAAAUUUCAAUGCAAAUUUCACAAUCAACUACUGGAUUGAAAAGGGUGCCGAUCCAAGGAAAUUGGUACUCGGCAUGCCAACGUAUGGUCAAUCAUUCUCAUUGGCUGAAAAUAAACGUCAUGGAUUGAAUUCACCAACAUACGGCGGUGGCGAAGCUGGCGAGGCCACACGCGCACGUGGCUUUUUAUCGUACUAUGAAAUUUGUGAACGAAUUCAAAAGAAUGGCUGGCAUGUUGUUCGUGAUCGUAAAGGCCGUAUGGGACCAUAUGCUUACAAAAAAGAUCAGUGGGUGUCGUUCGACGAUGCUCUAAUGAUCCGGCACAAGAGUGAAUUUGUUAAAGCAAUGAACUUGGGCGGGGCCAUGAUCUGGGCGCUAGAUUUGGAUGAUUUCAAGAAUUACUGUGGCUGCGAAGAAUAUCCACUUUUGAGAACAAUUAAUCGGGUGUUGAGAAAUUAUCCGGGACCACAUCCAAAGUGUCAAUUAGAAAAACAACCAGAAGCUGAAGACGAAAAGCCGCCGAAUGAUAAUGAUGGGGUUGUUAUCGAAAUAGCUACAACAACAAUCAAGCCGAGUACAAGCCUGAAACCAAUUACUACUAAGAAACCUUUAACAACUACCAUUAAACCUUUAACAACUACCAUUAAACCAAGCACAAUUGACUAUAUUCCGACUGAUGUAGAAGAGCCAUCAUCAUGUUCCGAGCAAUUUAGCCCACACUUAUCCGAUUGCAACAAGUACUAUUUGUGCGACAAUGGACGACCUCUUUUGCAAUCAUGUCCACAUGGAUUGUAUUGGAAUCGGGAUUCGAACAAUUGCGACUGGCCACGAAAUGUUAAAUGUGAAGCAAGCGAAUUUGACGCCGAUCCAAACAGACCCACCACAUCGCCAAGACCAACGACAACGACCACAAGAAAACCACGUCCACCACCGCCAACGAAUAUUUCUAUUCCACUUGAAGAUGAUGAUGGCAAAUUUAAAGUCGUUUGCUACUUUACGAACUGGGCAUGGUAUCGUCCUGGAGAAGGCAAAUAUUUGCCAGAAAACAUUGACGAAAACUUAUGUACACACAUUGUGUACGGAUUCGCUGUUUUAGAUGGCUCUACAUUGACAAUCAAAACGCAUGAUUCAUGGGCCGAUAUUGAUAACAAUUUCUAUGAACGUGUGACCGCCUAUCGAAAGAAGGGAAUCAAAGUUUUGGUUGCUAUUGGAGGUUGGAACGAUUCGCUCGGCGACAAAUACAGUCGACUAGUUUUGAAUGAAAAUGCACGAUACAACUUCAUCACAAAUGUCAUUGAAUUCAUUGAAAAAUACGAUUUCGAAGGAUUGGAUCUUGAUUGGGAAUAUCCUGUAUGUUGGCAAGUCGAAUGCCACAAAGGAAAACCACAAGAAAAAGAAGGUUUUGCGCAAUUCGUAAAGGAACUAUCGGAAGAGUUCAAGCCCCGUGGUUGGUUGUUGUCGGCUGCCGUAUCGCCCAGCAAAAUGGUCAUUGAUGCUGGAUAUGACAUCCCAAAAUUGGCGAAAUACUUUGAUUGGAUUGCUGUUAUGACCUAUGACUUCCAUGGAAAUUGGGAUCGUCAAACUGGUCAUGUUGCGCCGCUCUAUUACUAUCCAGGCGACAAAUGGGACUAUUUCAAUGCAAACUUUACCAUAAACUAUUGGAUUCAAGGUGGUGCUCCAUCGCGUAAGAUAGUAAUGGGUGUACCUUGCUAUGGUCAAUCAUUUGUAUUGUCAAGCGCUUCGAAUUACGGUUUGAAUGCACCAUCAUAUGGCCCAGGCGAAUCUGGAAAAUACACACGCGCAGGAGGGUUUUUAUCGUACUAUGAAAUUUGUGAUAAAACAAAUCGUGAUGGAUGGUCUGUAGUACGAGAUGAACAACAUCGAAUCGGACCAUAUGCACACAAAGGAAAUCAAUGGGUGUCGUACGACGAUGUGGAAAAUGUUCGCGUUAAAGCGAAAUUCAUGCGUGAAUUGAAUCUUGGCGGUGGUAUGAUCUGGGCGCUAGAUUUGGAUGACUUCUCCGGCUCAUGUGGAUGCGGCAAAUAUCCAUUGUUAACCACAUUGAAUCAAGAACUACGCAGUAUUGGCGGUCCAAAAAUUGAAAAUUGCACAUAAAUUUGAUAAAAUGCAAAAAAAAAUUACUAUAAUUAUUAGAAAUGAAUUUAAAGAAAAACAAACACAUUUUAAUUGCUUAAAUUGCAAUAAUAUGCCAUAUUUCUCACAUUUAGUUUAAGAACUGAAAUUCAAUGAAUAUUGCGCAGGAAUUUCGAUGAAUCUCUUUUAUUGU